Messenger RNA from Musca vetustissima, 906 nucleotides. RefSeq names its product trypsin eta-like. Gene Ontology annotation, molecular function: serine-type endopeptidase activity. The transcript is spliced from 5 exons. Bases 1 to 906 code for a protein of 301 amino acids. NCBI's taxonomy places the organism in Eukaryota, Metazoa, Arthropoda, Insecta, Diptera, Muscidae. Gene Ontology annotation, biological process: proteolysis. The record is from RefSeq and is a predicted model, not a curated record.
AUGAAGAAUUUGCAUUUGAUAAAAACCCAGAAUAAUGCGGCUGGCUGUGUUGCCAGAUCGUGUGCUUGUGCCAUAUCUUUAUUCUUUAUCUCAUCAACAUUGGCUGACCCUCGUAUUAUCAAUGGCACCCAAGCUGUGGCGGGUAACACUAAAUAUGUGGUCUCUAUACGAUUGAAACGUUAUGAAAGUAGUUUUGGCAGUGGUCAUAUCUGUGGUGGAUCCCUGAUUGGUCCUAAUAAAGUGCUAACAGCUGCACAUUGUCUAUACAAUAGUGAGAAAAAACGUUAUCGCAAACCAAACGAAUUUGUUGUUGUCUUGGGUGCCUUGAAUCGUUUUGAACGUGUCAAUGGCACAAUUGUUUCCGAUGUCAAAUCGAUUGCCUAUAUGAACACCUUCAGCAUGGAUACAAUGCGCGAUGACGUUGGUUUGAUGUUUUUGAAAACUGGUUUACCGGCAAAUAAGACCCAUUUGACAGUGGAACCGAUUAAACUUGCCAAUGCGUCAACACCAACGGGUGUGGUGUGUCAGGUAUCGGGUUGGGGUAAAACGGAAAGGGGUUCCCUAUCGCCAAUUCUGCUCACGGCCAAUGUCACAACCAUAUCGAAAACGGUGUGUUCCAUUUCCUAUAACAAUGGCAUUUUGAAUGGUAUGUUAUGUGCGGGUCAUCUUCGUGGUGGCACUGAUUCAUGUCAAGGUGAUUCUGGUGGUCCACUGGUUUACAAUAACACUCUAGUGGGUGUGGUGUCAUGGGGUUCAGGUUGUGCCCAACCUGGUUUUCCGGGUGUCUAUGCCGAUGUCCAGUAUUACUAUAAAUGGAUUAUGGAACGCAAUGCAGCUAUGGGCCGAUCUUUAAGCAUAUUUAGCAUAAUUUUAGCUGUAGUAUUAGGAUUUGUAAAUUGUUUAUAA